Molecule: messenger RNA, 1395 nt
Organism: Solanum pennellii
Lineage: Eukaryota; Viridiplantae; Streptophyta; Magnoliopsida; Solanales; Solanaceae
Exons: 2
Coding region: 111-1229 (372 amino acids)
Source: RefSeq, a predicted model, not a curated record
UCCCCUUUGCUUUGAGGUAAAAUCAGACUGCUAAAUUAUUAUGCAUUCUCAUUCUCCUUCUUCAUUCAUAUUGUGACGACGAGCGAGGAGAUUAUUGAAUUCUAGCCAAAAUGUUCAUUCAACCUCCUUUCAAGAUCUUAGAGAUCAAUGUGAUUUCUGCCCAAGACCUUCCUCCCGUCUCGAAAAUGUUACGUACUUUUGCAGUUGCAUAUAUACAUAAUAAUGACCAUAGAUUAACAACUAGGGUGGAUCAUCAAGGUAAAACAAACCCUACAUGGAAUUAUAAGAUGAUUUUUCGUGUGGAUGACAAGUUUCUUAAUUCAGAAUCUCCUUCUGUAAUGUUUGAGAUCUACAACAUUGCAUGGUUACGCGAUCUCCCUAUUGGCACAACACAACUUAUGAUAAAUAGUUUUUUUCCUCCUCUUUCAUCCAAUAAUCCAACCAUGAGAUCAACUACGCUUCAUAUUCGUCGUCCAAGUGGUCAUUUACAAGGGCUCCUUCAUGUUAGUGUUCAAUUAAUUGACACUACCCCUCCAGAAAUCCUCUGUUCGGAAAGUGAAUUGAUCAACUCAAUAUGUACAACCGACGUUUCAUCAUCAAAAGAUGAAAGAAGAAAUAAUUGUUAUGAUGAAAAGAAUGACAAUACCUCGAUUAUUUCUGACACGCUAUAUGAAGAAGAAAUUACCAAGAAUACUCAUGAUAGGGGAAUGUUACAACGUUUACGUAGUAAACGUUUAAUGUCUAAUAGCAAUUCAGGUUUAUUAUCUCCAAAUCAAAAGAUGAGAAGGACAUCAACAGCAGUGUCAUUUUGCUCAGGGGUGCAACCAAUACCAUCAUUAGUGGCAGAGGAUAUGAAGAAAGGAUUGUACCAAACAGGGGAAGGAAUAGAUUAUGGAAGUUGUAUAUUUGAAAAUUGGACUAUACAAGGUGAAAAAGAUGAUGAAAUCCAAUCGAUGCGAUCAAAAAGCUUGACAUGGGGCUCAGAUGAUCAAGUUCACGUGCAAGAACUCGUUGAGAUUAAAAAGAAACCGCGAAGAAGAAGACAUGAUACGGAAAGAGGAGGAUUAUUUUCAUGUUUUGGCAAAGCAUAUGGUUUUGAAUUCAAACUUAUUUGUGGAUCAAAAAGCCCCAAAAAGAAGAAAGACAAGAAACAUGAACGCCAUAAAAGCCUUCCUUAUAAUAAUAAUAAUAACCAUUAUGAUGAUAACUUACACAGGUUUUACAUAUAAUUAUUCAUUUUUUUAAAUUUUUGUUGACAGUAAUUCUGAUUCUUAUGGCAAUGUCAAAAUGGUUUAGAGUACUCACAAAUUGUACCAACAUAUAAUAGAAGGAAUGAAGUAAAAGUCUCUCUAGACAUAAUACCCAUACAUAUAUAUAUAUAUUAGUUUGUUUAUA